Trichogramma pretiosum is the source of this 5475-nucleotide messenger RNA. RefSeq names its product PDZ domain-containing protein 8 (gene Pdzd8). Gene Ontology annotation, cellular component: mitochondria-associated endoplasmic reticulum membrane contact site. Bases 996 to 4058 code for a protein of 1020 amino acids. Gene Ontology annotation, biological process: mitochondrial calcium ion homeostasis. The record is from RefSeq and is a predicted model, not a curated record. The transcript is spliced from 9 exons. NCBI's taxonomy places the organism in Eukaryota, Metazoa, Arthropoda, Insecta, Hymenoptera, Trichogrammatidae. Gene Ontology annotation, molecular function: protein binding; lipid binding.
CAAGCAAAAUACAUUGGUACGAAAACAUAACAACGCGCAGCAGCAGCAGCAGCUUUAGGACAGGUACCUAUAUAUACGUGCAUAUAGGUGUACAAUAAAAAUCGCGGAGCCUCGCAGUGGAAACGUGACUGCUGCGGAUCGAUGAUCAGUGCGCGCGGCCGAGAGCCAAUGUAAAUUAAAACGAGAGCUCCUCUGCCCCGGCCGUACAGACGUGACUGUGUGUGAGUGCGUGCAGAGAUCGUGUGGACAUGUCGUUACGAAAGGAGCAGACAGUGCAGUUGGUGCGUUUCGAGAAGGAUGACAUGAUCGGCGCGUACUGAGCAACGAACGGCAACUGUAUUCAAUACCCAGUACCUAUCCAAGUACUUAUAUACCCCACUCACACACUCAUACACGCGCACGAGUAAAAGUCCGAGCUGUCUGUGAAGCGACUUGUUAUUUAGUUCGAUCUCAACAUGGCCGUCGUAAGCGAUAUACAGUGUCGUUUUCCAGCUUCGGCGCCUGUUACAUUAUCAAACGGAGAUCGAUACUCUCCGUCUCGAGGCAUCAGCGCUCUCGUAACGCUCUCUAAAUAAAACCUGUCAGCAGGUGUUUAAUCGGACCGGUGCUGCUGCUGCUAUCUGCCACUGCUACUGUCACUCGCUACGGCUAUACCGAUGCUGAUUGCUGAUGCUGCUUCUGCUUCGGCUGCUACUGCUGCUGUUGUUUUUCCACGACGAGCUGUCAUAACGUGAACAACGACACUGUGUGCUGUCGUCGUCGUCGUCGCCGCUGUUUUUACUAGCUAAAAGCAACGGAACUCGCGCGACGGAUUGUUCAGCGAUGUUGAAUCGUAACUGGAAGUGGAAGAGCAAUCCAACAAUUGCGAAGCGUCGCAAUGAUCAUCGUAAUUCCUCGCAAAUAAGCUUCUGCUUAUAGUUUAUUUUAUUUUUGUUAUCAUGUCGUGAAAGCCUAUUGACAUCGCAGGAAAUCUUUAACUAGGUGUAGAGAUUAGCAUGGGAUUGUUUGACAUUGCUUUCCUGGCGCUUGCUGCAUUUUCUUGUGGAGUAAUAUGUACCCUCAUUGUGCAAUUCAUAUUGUUCAAAAAGUACCUGGAGUCGGGUACGCAGGCCACACCGCCAAAGUUUCCUAUUCCCCCCAGCCAACCAGUACUACCAGAGGAACUGAUAAAUCAGAUCAAAGAUGCCAAGGCUGCCAGCGUCUGUGGAGGAUCACCUAGGCAGAGCUUAUCGCAAGGCAGUGAAAAUUUAGCUAUUAACCUAGCUCUUCAGUUUCUUUUUAACGAAUUGAGAAAUGCAGAACGAGUACGUCUGUGGUUGUACAGAAAGCUUAACAAUGAAUUCAAAGAAUUGGUCAAUCAAUCUACAACGGGGAAAUUGUUUGAUAGUGUACAGUUGCGGGACUUGAAUCUAGGUAAUCAAUUUCCUGUCAUAAAAGGCUUGGAGGUAUGCGAAGCCAAAGUAUGCCCAGACACUGGAUUGCUAGAAACGCUGGAUCUCUGCUUAGAUUUACAUUAUUCAGGAAACUUCCAAAUGUCAAUAGAUGUUAAAAUGUUAUUGAGCAAAACUGCAUAUUUAUCUUUACAAUUAAAACGAGUUACUGGAAAAGCCAGACUACAAUUCACACGAGUACCCUACACACACUGGUCUCUGAGUUUUUAUACAGAUCCAAUUUUAGAAUUAGAUGUACAGUCGCAGUUCCAGGGUCGUCAAUUACAGCCACAGAUAAUAUCACUGAUUACGGGCCAAAUACGCAGAGCCGUCAGAAGAAAACACACGUUACCUCGUUACAAAGUGCGCUACAAGCCGUUCUUCCGCCGACUCAACGACGAAGACAUCGAUCUGUCCGAGUUUUCAUCUCUGUCCUGCUCGGGUCAGCUCGACGUUACGUUGCUGGAAGUGAGCCGCCUGAACAUCGAUUCGAGCUGGAUCGACCCGGAGAAUCUGUCUCAAAUUGAGAUACACUGCACGCUGAGCGUCGACGCCACGCCCUGGGUCUGCUUGACGCAGUACGGCGGCAUACCCUACAUGGUGCUGGAUCUGAUAAUCAGCAAGGUCAGCUCGCAACAGUUGGGCGUCGUUUUCAAGCAGGAGCAGGUGGCCGAAAUCGGCCAGAAUUGCGUCCUCGUGGAGACCAUCGUCAACGGCAGUCCGGCGGCGAUCGCGGAAAUGAAGAAGGGCGACGUCGUGGUGGCGGUGAACGGCAAAAGAGUCCUCAACAUGAAUCAGAUCGGCAAGCUGAUAAAGAGCGCGGCUCAGCGCAGAUUCAUCAUCAGGGUCGAGAGGAGGUACACCAGCGCCGAUUGGGAAAGGAGCAGUUUGUGCAGAGCCGCCGAGCAGGAGAGGAAAAAAGUGAGCGCCAAAACCGAGACCGGCACCGGUACCACUCUCAAUGUCGAGGACAAAAACACUACCAUAAAAUUCUCCGACCUGAAGGACAUGGACGCGGCCGAGAUAGCUACGGAGAAGGCUACAUUGGCAGCCGACGCCGGUAACAAACUCUUCAAGCGUCGCAAGAGCAGUGCCGCGACCCACGAAGAAAGCACGACAGCAGUGACGGCUGCAGCGGCGACAUCACCAGCAGCACCAGCAGCUGCGAGCCACCAAGGCCACGAGAGGCGAACGUCGAACACGUCGUCGAGCUCCUCGUCGACCAACGCCAGCGGCAGCCAGUGCACGAUCGCGGCCAGCACCGUCGUCGAGCCCCCCGCCCCGGCCUUCAGCCUGAACGAUCUCUACUACAAGACGAAGGAGAUGAGCUGCGCGUCGUUGGUGAAAUUCGACGAGACGCGAACGUUCCUCGUCGAUUCCGAGCAGCAGUAUUUGAACAUCGGCGUUUGGGGCCGGCAGAGAGGCGCGCCAGAAGGUCAGCAGCGACUGUUGGGCUACAUAAACGCGCCCAUGAAGUUGAUCAUCACCCAGUGCUCCAGCUCCACCACUGGACACUACCUCAAGUGGCUGUCUUUACUACCUCCGGAUUCCGCAUCGCCGGCUCUAUCGACGUUCAAACUGCACGGCUACUCGGGAUUCGAUCCGUCGUUGUGCUUCGGCGACAUUCUACUCUCGUACGUUUGGACGCCCAACAGACCGGCUCAGAACGUCGUCGAUUUCGCCGGCAAAAAAGCCACCGAGGAGGUCGUCAAGUUGCACCAGCCCAUCUUGGCCGAGGACGCGAGCAAGCAGAAGCCCCACGACUUCAUUCGCACGCACUUUCAUCGCGCGACGCACUGCGAUUUCUGCACAAAAAAGAUCUGGCUAAAAGACGCGGUGCAGUGUCGCGACUGCGGCAUGGUGUGUCACAAAAAGUGCGAGGCGCGCUGCCAGGCCGCGAGCUCGUGCGGCGCCGAGGCCAUCGCCCAGAUAGCCUUCGAGGCCGACGAGUGCGGCAGCGAGCCGAGCAUAUCCAGCGAGUCCGGCCCCGAGAUCUCGCUCACCGGCUGCGAAGAGCAAGUUCAGGGAAUGAGCACGAGCAGCAUGACGAACGUGCGCGCCAGCCUCGCCAGUACCCUGCUGGGCCUGAAGAAGGCCGGCAGCACGAGCAGUCUGACGGUUCCGGCCUCGCCGCAGCAUCAGAUCCAGCAGCAGCAGCACCAGCAACACCAGCAGAUCGGCCAGCAGACGCAGCAGCAGCAUUUGCUGGCUAACACGAGAAGUCUGCCGCCAAGUCCGAGCGCUUCACGCAAGAGCUCACUCAUCGGCGGCAGUCUGGGAAUUAAUCCAGACCUACUGGAGGGCGCGGAUCCGAGCGUCUCGGCGCCCCUCAUCGCCGGCAAUCUCGACGACUGCCUCAUGACCAAGGCCAAGGACAGCGGCAAGUCCCUGUACAAGCACCUCGAGCCGCGCCAACGCAUCGACAAGAUCAACGACAUGAUAACGAAGCUGAAAGUGUCGCUCGACGCCGAGACGACGACGCGUCAUCGGCUUUACGACAAUUACGACCUCGACAGCGAGAAGAGGGUGUCGCAGAUCGAUCUGCGAAUCCAAGCUCUCAGCGUGCUACUGCUGCACUACUGCACCGGGCUGCAGCACGCUCAGGAACAGCUGGAACGGCCUAUUUAGAGAGAGAAAUUUAACGAUAAAUUAUAUAUAAGUUAAAAAGUUGUAACGCAACGAGUCAAUUUUGCGGUGACGCGAUCGCGCUCGCCCUGAUAAUACGUAUCGCGAGAUGCAAUGUGAAUCGUCGAAGAUGUAUGAGGAAUGUUCAAAACGAGCCUUUUUUUGCUAAUGUGUUAUAAGAAAAGUACGACUAUUUUUCGAAUGCAUUCCAGAGUGAAAUAUUUGCUUCCAGUGAUAGAUAUUAUAAUGAAUGUUUUUUUCUUUCGCAAAGUUUAAGCUUCGAGAUUUAUAAUAGUAUAAAGUUUCGCACGAAAAAAAAAAGUUAAUUAAUUAACGCAAUUACGAGCACAAACGAUGGAUAACACUAGUAGUGACAUUCGAUGUCUAAGAACACCAACAAAUAUAAGACUUUUAUUCUGCAGUAGACUUUUUGACACACCGCAUCGCGUUAUAUAACAAUGUCCAAUGAUAUUAUAGAUAGCUUAUGCUGCUAAGUAGGCUUAAAUAAAUGAGAUGUACGUAAACUUCGAAAGCAUUCCGGGAAAAACGGCGCGAAUUUUCAUUGCCGCUUGUUUGCAAAAAAAAAGAAAGAAAGAAAGAAACCCGCGCAACCUCGUUAAAGAAUAUUUUAUUUUUUAUUACAGCGAAAUAUUUUUUGAAAAAUGAAUGAGUAUUUUUUUAAUCCACCGUUAGUUUGUGUCGGGACAUUUGUAAGUGGGUCGACGAAUCCACCUUAUCCAGUGAUUUUUUCUAUGAAUCGCAUAAUUUUUAUAAAAACUUAUACCUAUACAAAAACGAACUUAAAGUUUUUUCAAACGAAAUAUCUUAAGUGCUGAAUUAGACAAUCUUAAGAUGUGUGCUACGUUAAAGACAAAUAUUUUUGCUUCUAUUGCGAAUGGCGAUAAAAAAAAAAAUUAAAUAAUUAUAUCGACUGCAAACUGACUACAUUUUGCAUGCUGAUCAGUUUUCAACGAAACAAAAAAAUCGACUGAUAAAUUAAUGUCAAUGAAAAAAAACAAAAAGAUUCAACGAUUUUUGAGACUUUAGUGUCGUAGUUAAUUGUUACUCAACAUUAAUAUAUAUGAUAUAUCAAAUAAAUGUGUGUCACAAGAGAUGUCAAAUUAUUAGAGAGUGAAUAAUAGCGAAUUCAAGGAAAAAUAUAGUAUAUAUCUAUAAUAACGAAAAAUUAUGCAGAAAAUUAAAAUAGUGCAGUGUAUUUUUGUGGCUGGAUGAAUAAUUUAUUUUUCCUAUUUACCGAAACAUUUUUUACAACUGAUAUUAUUGCUUUGAAAUAAUGAUUUGAAGAAAAUCAUUUACUUUAGAAUCGAUGAGUUUAUGCAAAUUUUAUCGAAUUGAGUCUUUCAGUAUUACGUUGAUAGGAUAUUAUAUAAACUUAUGAAUUACAAUGAAUAAAUAAUAU